AUGGGUCUGAUGGAUCAACAGACAGGAACCUGGGAUAAAGAUAUUCUCAAAGAUAUUUUCAUACCUGAGGAUGUGGAGCGAAUUUUAAAAAUACCUGUGUCACCAGAUUAUGAAGAUUUGUGGUACUGGUAUGGGGACCCAAAAGGAGAAUAUUCUGUUAAAAAUGGGUAUAGAACCGUAGUUGGUGACUACACCCAACCAGUGGGGACCUUUGAUAAAUGGCAAAAUUUGUGGAAGCUUAAAAUCCCCAGGUGGAAAACAUUUUUAUGGAGAGCUCUAAAUGAUAUUUUACCCACUACGAGGAACCUACUUAUAAGGAGGGUUGAUAUUGACCCAACAUGUGCUAUGUGUGGAGUUAGACAUGAGGAUGUUGUGCAUUCUUUAGUUACGUAUGAUGAUAUGAUUAUUUAUGCAGUGGCAAUUCUCUAUUAUAUUUGGCGCACAAGGAAUGGAGCUGUAUGGGAUGCGUACCUGCCCAGACCUCGGAAGGUGAUUGUAAUGGCAUCAUCAACUUCAAGCGGCAUGAAGUGA
Ipomoea nil (Japanese morning glory) is the source of this 531-nucleotide messenger RNA. RefSeq lists its product as uncharacterized. NCBI's taxonomy places the organism in Eukaryota, Viridiplantae, Streptophyta, Magnoliopsida, Solanales, Convolvulaceae. The record is from RefSeq and is a predicted model, not a curated record. The coding region runs from base 1 to 531 and encodes 176 amino acids. The transcript is spliced from 3 exons.